AUGGCGGAUCCAGAAGUUGGAACUUCACUGCUCAAUGCCGAGAGGAGCAUCGUAGCUUCAUCACCAAGCGAACCGCCCCAAGCAAGGAAGAUGAAGGAUGAGUCCCAUACUGUGGGUCGCGAUGAUUUUGCGAACAAACUCGUGUUACUGUUGAUUGAUAAAAAAGGCGACCAUGCCAACCUGAGAGUGAUUUCGGUGGUCGGCGAGGGAGCCAUCGGCAAAACAGCUCUAGUGAGGAGCGUCUGCAAUCGAGCAGACAUUAAGAAUCAUUUUGACCGCUGUGCUUGGGUCCGGGUUGGGCCGAAGCCUAACCUGGUUCAUCUCAUGGCUGACUUGCUCAAGCAGUUGAGGGUCCCGAAAUUGCAAGACGUGGAUCGUAUGGACGAGAAAAAGCUGUCCGAUGAGCUCGCACGAGUCCUGAUAGGGUGCUGUUAUCUAAUAGUCCUGGAUGACUUGUGCAAACUCCAUGUCAUGGACGAGCUCAUGAUGGUGCUUGCGGACUCGAGGAACGGGAGCAGAGUAAUUGUCACGACUCGUAACCCGGACAUACCCUCUUCCAUUGAUCCGUGGUAUUUCAAGCCUCUCAAGUUGAGCCCCCUCCACCGAGAACAGAGCGAGAAGUUAUUGGAAAAAUGCCGCCUGGCUUCCAAUGUGGCCGAUCUGCCGGUGAAUCUCCUCCCUCUCAAAGAGACGAUUCUUAGCAAAUCAGGCGGUUCUCCCCCAAAGAUCCUUCUACUCGGAGGACUUUUAUCUGCCACCCCGUCAGAUAGAUGCACCGACCUUGCCUAUCGGCUUACCAAUGGGCUUCCCGAUCGUCCUACACUCCAAGAUGUUGUGCGUUUGAGUGUUAAUGAACUUCCAGAAGGGUUAAAGCAAUGUGCUCUGUACUUGGCUCUUUUCCCUAAGGAAUCUGAGAUUCCCACGAGGAGGCUCUUUAGACUCUGGUCAGCUGAAAAUCUAGCAUCUUCAGCGUUGGAGAACUGUGCAGAGGAACGUUUCGAGACACUGGUGUCUAGACACAUGGUCGAAGUGGCUCGACAGAAAUGGGACGGGAGUGCCCAAUCAUGCCGCUUGCCUGGAUCGUUGUACGAUGUCUUUUAUCAGAUGGCUGAGAAUGAAAGAUUCCUCAAGAUCUAUGACUGUUCAAUUCAUGGUAAAAAGAAGUUCAAAGCCCCGCGUAUCGCCAAACAUAGGGAUAUUUCUGGAUGGGGAGAAGCAAAGGCAAAAAUAAAUGUGCCAGAAACAGGACGAGGAUGCUCAGAAACAAAUGCACAAGAAGCACACAUGGAGAUCACUCCCACCAGCGACAAUUCCCCGCUGUGCAGUAUCCAACAACUUUUUUCCUAUGUGUCAUUCAACACCAUGAAGCUAGGAACACAGGCCGGAGAGACAAUGGUGUUACUUAAACCGCUAGUGCCAAAGAGGCACUCGAGUUUGCUGAGGGUACUUGAUCUUGAGGGUGUCUACAAGCCUUGGCUUCCGGAGGAGCUUGGCAACAUAUUGCCGAACCUAAAGUACUUGGGACUGAGAUGGACUCUCCUUGAAAGGCUUCCGAAGUCAGUGGCGCUAUUGUCACGCUUGGAAACUUUGGAUUUGAAGUACACUAACAUAUCCACUCUACCAUAA
Molecule: messenger RNA, 1626 nt
Organism: Eucalyptus grandis
Lineage: Eukaryota; Viridiplantae; Streptophyta; Magnoliopsida; Myrtales; Myrtaceae
Product: disease resistance protein RPP13-like
Exons: 1
Coding region: 1-1626 (541 amino acids)
Biological process (GO): defense response to other organism
Molecular function (GO): ADP binding
Source: RefSeq, a predicted model, not a curated record